GGCAUUUAUGACAAACCAGAAUUCAAACGGCUUUAACAACAAAUCGUAGACAUCCAAUCACAAAUCAAGAAGCUGCAAGAGUCCCGCAAGAAAAAUCAACAAUGCAUACGAAAAUCCCGUGCACUCAUGCUAUCAGAGAUCGGAGCUUUGCGAAGAAAGAUCGACCAAGUCCUUGAUCAAUUGGAGCAAGACACAAUCAAAGAGCUGGACGUUAUGGUAGUAACAUUUUAGGAGCAAAUGAAGAACGACAUUGAACAGUCCGCACAGUUGAGCAAGGACAUAAAAUCACUUGCAGAUAGCAUGGCGAAGACUAAGACGAACAAUUCCUUGGCCUACGUUGGAUAUUCUCGAUGCCAGAAAUUAAUUACAGAAACCAAAGCUAUUCUCGAAGACAACACAAGCAAACAACAAGUAGAGUUGGCGUUUGUGCACAAUACAGGGCUAAACGACCUUAUUGAUUCUUUAAUGUCUUUGGAACGGUUUGGAGAUAUUACUAAUAUGUCUCAUGUUUUCAAGGUUGAGAAUGUGAAACAAUUCAAUGCGGCACUAAAAACUGACAAAGAAAUUUCAACUAUAACUGGAAUAUGUGAACUAAUAAGUGGAGAGCUCGUCCUCGUCGACAAUUACAAUUGCCGUUUAAAGCUCCUGAACCAGUCCUACCAGGUCGUCGAUCACUGUGACGUUCCAACUCAUCCACGAGAUGCAUGCCAUAUUGCGGGUAAUGAGCUAGCGGUUGCUGUCAACUGUAAUGAUGAUAAUAGACAUGAAGUUCGAUUCUUCAACGUUAGGGAUUCAGAGCUACAACAUACAAGAAAGCGAACGUUCAGUCACAUAGUAGCUAAAAUAGCUCAUCAUUCAGGGCGUCUGUAUAUCACAUCUGACACUGCGCUUUACUCUUACGACAAGGCAGGUAAUGACCGGAGAAAGUUGUUUGAGGACGAGUCGGAUGCAUACACCGUUUACGAUUGUGCUGUAAGCUCUGAUGGCAGUAAAAUCUACAUCGCAAAUGUCUCCAAAGACCAACUUCUUACCUUGGAUAGAGAAGGAAAUAAACUAGCAACGCUCAGCGAUCCCAAUAUGAAAGGUCCACGCGCUGUACACGUGUCACCUCUAGGUCACGUUUUUGUCUGCUCUUAUAUCUCAGACACCGUACUUCAAGUGGACAGGGAAGGAAAGAGGAAGCUGGCUACACUGGCUACACAGGCUGAUGGAUUGGUGAAACCACAUUCACUGUGUUACAGAAGCCCUAUAUCAAGUCUUGUUGUAGGACAAGCUGAAAAUAACAACAUUGUUGUGUUGAAGGUGAAAUAAUGAAUUACAAAAACGCUCAUCAGAAGACUUGUACACUCGAUAAUAAGCCUACUUCUAUAAAAAUUAGAUUUUGCGUGAAUGUGAGAACUUGUUAACAAUAAUGUAUCCUAGUUUAUAUUAAGAAUGUUUGAGUGAUAUACCGGUGUACAAUGUGUGAUUAAUUGCUGAGUCGUAUCACAUUACAUAGAAAUUAUACAUAUUUCAGAAAAAAUAUCAUAUUUUUGAUUGGUUGUAAAAAAUUAACUUAUAUAUCAAUAUUUGAAUAAUCAUGAU
Molecule: messenger RNA, 1584 nt
Organism: Mya arenaria
Lineage: Eukaryota; Metazoa; Mollusca; Bivalvia; Myida; Myidae
Exons: 1
Coding region: 238-1311 (357 amino acids)
Source: RefSeq, a predicted model, not a curated record